This is a messenger RNA of Rhipicephalus sanguineus (brown dog tick), 2428 nucleotides long. Its product is annotated as toll-like receptor 2. The record is from RefSeq and is a predicted model, not a curated record. Gene Ontology annotation, molecular function: transmembrane signaling receptor activity; protein binding. The coding region runs from base 59 to 2428 and encodes 789 amino acids. Lineage: Eukaryota; Metazoa; Arthropoda; Arachnida; Ixodida; Ixodidae. The transcript is spliced from 2 exons. Gene Ontology annotation, biological process: inflammatory response; toll-like receptor signaling pathway; immune response. Gene Ontology annotation, cellular component: membrane.
AAGGCGGGGAAGUCGUGGUACUCAUUUCAUUGUCGCGUUUCUAUGCAGUAUAUUCAACAUGGUGUUUUCUCUUCAAGAACAACGAAAAGGAAUGACGGAACAUCAUCAAUCGUCACAGGCCCUCGCGGUGGUACUCGGUGUGUGCACCAUUCUCGCUUCUGUUGUAGCGAGUUCGAGAGGCGGCGAGCUACCUUGCCCAGACGGACGGGAAUGCCCGCAAGAGUUGCUACCGCUGCCUCACUGCAACGCGUCUCUACAGGAGGACGGCCGAGUGAGGGCCUUGUGCAAGAUUCUCAUCAAAGCGGCGCCACAGCUGUUUUUUAUACCUUCGGACCCCGAGGUCAUGACGAUGGACGAACAUCUCGUCUCGGAUGCCCUGUCGGAUGACGAGGAGCUCGCUGUGCUGUCGCUCACGCGGGUGGUUAUAAAGAAGUGGGACGAUUUCCCGCUUAGCUUGGAAAGCAACUAUGACGUCUUCGUAGUCAAUGCGAGCAGCUUGCUGGAACAGCUCGCCUUGUAUUCCUUUAUGUUCUUCGUCAGGCAGCUCGAGCUCAGCAUGACGUUUCAAAAGCCGCUAAAACUCGCAGUCGCGAACUGCUCGAAAGCUCGGGAACACGAUGAAACCCGCUGCGAUGUCUAUGGUUUCAAGGGGCGCUUCGUAAGCAACGACAGCUUACCCGCCAUGUUCGAUAAGAUUCCCGAUAUCGUCCUGACUCUAGUGCUAAUUUUUCGGUGGAACGUGGAAGAUGCCGUCACCUCGGAAAUAAAUAUCACAUUGUCUGAACGCGUCAAGAGCAUUCCGUCUGCCGUAGAGAUUAUUGCCCCCUUUCGGGUAGCGCGCCUUGUUCUCUACAGGUGCAACUUCAAACACAUCAGGAACAAGGAGGACAUACCGCAGAUGCGCUAUCUUAAGCAACUAGAUUUUGUCCAUGUUCCCAUCGCUGGUGUGCAUGUCGACGCAUUCGACCUGAUACCGGACAUUGAGAGCAUAUCUCUCGUCGGAACGAACCUAGCUUUUAUCCCCGAAGGUGUGUACAAAUUGAAGAAACUUCGUCGGUUAAAUAUGGCGGCGACAGUGACGUCACCGAACGGGACGUUUCGAUUUUGCCCGGGUAUAUGCAUGCAAGCGAGCUCUCUCAAGGAGCUGAUCUUUGCGGGGACUGCUGUAGAGGAUCUACGCGACGGUAUUUUCUGCGCGUUUCCUAACUUGCAGUUUCUCGAUUUGAGUGGUUGUUCGAUCAAACAGUUGUACGGUUCCCCCUUUCAAUGCUUGCAGAAUCUUCGUGAACUGGACAUGCAGUCAAACCAGAUCGCGACGAUCAGUGAAGAGGCUUACUCAGGCUUAAAUCGGUUGGAAAUCCUUAACUUGAGGCACAAUUGCAUCAGCACCGUUUCCGGCGCUGCGAUAUUCAGAGACCUCAGCUCACUCGAAUCAUUAGACCUAUCCUUCAACAAGAUUAAGUACAUCGAACACUUCUCCGCCGACGCAGCGUCAGUAAGGUUCCUAGACUUGUCGCACAACAGCAUUUCCAAAUGGUCGCCGCCAUUUUUUUCCGCGAUGCGUGGCUUACGUACGCUCCUGCUGUCGUCGAACUUAAUUUACACGAUCGACAGCGAUGCGGUUCGGGAUAUUCGGCACGUAAAAACGAUUAAUAUUUCAGCUAAUCCAUGGGACUGUGGUAGCUGCUUGUUAAAUAACCUGCACAAUCUCUUAAACAGCAGUGCGAGACUUAGCGCCAACUACGUGGUUUGCAAAGAACCGGAGAGAUACGUUGGUUUGCGCGCAAUCGAUGUAGAAUGGAACGUGGGUGUCUGUGGCCCUAUAGAUUUUUACACGGUAGUGUGGGUGCCGUUACUUUUCACCACCCUCGCGACUACUGUCAUUAGCUACGGACUGUACACGAAGCGGUGGUACAUGAUGUACGCGCUUUUGUAUUUACGGGCAAAGAUAAAGAACUACAAACGCCAGUCACACUGCGGCCGUUUCAUGUGGGACGCCUUCUUGUGUUACCACGCCUCCGAUGCUGCUUGGACCAGGAACGUUCUUUUAGCAAAACUUGAGUCUCCGCCCAUGCGGUAUCGCGUUUGCGUUGCCGAACGAGACUUCAUUCCAGGAAUCCCCAUAACCGAGAACAUCUGUCGCUGCAUCUCUCAGAGUCGAGUGUCCCUGUUCGUGUUGAGUUCAGAGUUCUGUCGAAGUCGCUGGUGCAUGUUCGAGAUGAUGCUCGCGCAGCAUCGUCUGUUCGAGUCGGAGAGGGACGAACACAUCGUGUUCAUCAAGAAGGGACUGAUUGACGAGUCCCAGAUGUCUCCCAUGCUGUCGUAUCUCACGACGUCGAGAACGUACAUUGACGUGCCCCAAAGUGAGAGCGACGAACGCCUUCAAGACAUAUUUUGGCUGCAGCUCCAAGUGGCGCUGCAGCAGUAG